GGUGAUGAGUUUACAAGCUAUAUAAGCAGCAUCCUACAACAUAGAUCUGUGCAAGCCUCAUUGAGAAGAUCACAUAAAGUCAAAUUAAAGAGGAAUUAAGGAUACAAAAUGGCCUUCGGUGGUGUCCUGAGUGAGGCUGACAUCUCAGCUGCUCUGCAGGCUUGCCAAGCUGCUGACUCCUUCAACUACAAAGCCUUCUUUGCCAAGUCUGGUCUGAGCGGCAAGUCCGCAGAUGAUGUGAAGAAAGUCUUUGCCAUCCUUGACCAGGACAAGAGCGGCUUCAUUGAGGAAGAUGAACUGAAACUCUUCCUCCAGAACUUCAACUCUGGUGCCAGGGCCUUAACUGAUGCCGAGACCAAGGCUUUCCUGAAAGCUGGUGACUCCGAUGGUGAUGGCAAAAUUGGAGUUGAUGAAUUCCAGGCUUUGGUAAAGGCUUAAACAUUCUACCACAUCAGUCUGUGAACUUUACUAAACAAUAGCGAUCCACAAUUUUGACUUUUUCUAAAUAAACUGAAAUAAAUGGAACCUGGUUUAGUGGAACACAACCAUCUCUUCACUGUGUUUCUAUUCCGGAGGACAAGUUUUGAAAACAUCGACUGCUAGCGGAAUCCAAGGCAUUCAUUAUGCAAGGAAGACAUUUUUUGUUACCAUUAGCCAACAAUGAAACCUAUGACCAGCAAUGUGUCCAAGAGUCGCAUAAUAAGAAUAACUUGUUAUUUUUGUAUAUUGAUAGAGCAUUGAUCUAUGUUAAAGCUGUUAUGACUUUUGUAAAUGCACAAACAUAAUUCUUCUUGUAAUGUCUUUAUGGAUUGAGGCUGCAGAAUAAAGAAAACUUGGAUGCUAUCAAUAAAUCUAUUUUGAAAUCAA
This is a messenger RNA of Xenopus laevis (African clawed frog), 867 nucleotides long. RefSeq names its product oncomodulin 4 gene 4 L homeolog (gene ocm4.4.L). Gene Ontology annotation, molecular function: calcium ion binding. The transcript has 5 exons. The coding region runs from base 109 to 438 and encodes 109 amino acids. The record is from RefSeq and is a predicted model, not a curated record. Lineage: Eukaryota; Metazoa; Chordata; Amphibia; Anura; Pipidae. Gene Ontology annotation, cellular component: cytoplasm.